ACAGGUUGCGACAGGAGAGAUGCCUUUGCAUAUAAGGAGGGUCAAGAUCAUACUGGUGUAUUGGAUAAAUUUUCAAAGGGCAUAGCAGGGUGCACCCCACAAAGGCCAUCCCACAAGAAUGCGCCGAACAUAAUAGAACACAUUUUUUACAGUUUCGGAUGGGUAGGAAAUGCAACGGCACAAAAUUCAGGCCUCAGCCAGCCACAAGUAAACCCCACUGUGGAGUUGUCAGCUGUACCACCCUGGACAUUCAUCAAAACCAUUGUAGAUACAAGUCUACAACAAAUGUUCAGAGAAAUCUAAAAUAGUACCACAGUGGAUGAUAGUUCGAAACUAUAUGGACCAUUAUCAGGAUAAACUAUUCAUGUUUACAGAUGGAUCAAAACAGUCUGAGAGAGGCUGCACUGGUGCUGCUUUUUUCAUUACUCACUAUGAAAUAGCAGUCAAAAAAGAGCAACUGAUCACUUAUCAGUGUGCACUGUAGAUCCUUUAGGAAUCUUAUUGGCAUUGCAACGGCUGGAAAUAAUCAGAACCAAAAUGUCGCUAUAGCUUCUGACAGUUUAUUUGCAUGGUCAAGUAUACAAUCUCAGGAAACAUUAUGUAGACAAGACAUUAUUUACCAUAUACUUCAUCUGCUUCUUAUACUCCAUGGUAGGGAGCUGGAUGUCUCCUUCCAUUGGGUUCAUGCCCAUGUAGGGAUGGAAGGAAAUGAGACUGUAGAUAUUUUCGCAAAAAGGUUGCUUAAAGCAUGAAAUAGUUGAUAUACAAGUACCAUUAAGUAGAACAGAGAUAAAAACCAUUAUCAAGGGACACGCAUAAAAUAUGGCAGGAAUACUGGGAUAUAGCUGACACCGGACAACACCUACAUAAUAUACAAAAACAAGUAGGCACGAGUAUGAGGCAGAGCAGGAACCCAAAGAAAGAGAGGAUAAUUACACAUCUUAGAAUAGGUCAUGCAGGCUUAAAUCUAACAUUACACAGAAUAGGAAAACACCCUACUGGGCUUUGUGCCCACUGCAAUACACAAGAGACGGUAAAAUAACAUUCUGUUAGACUGCAAAAUAUAUGAGGAAGAAAGAACAGAGUUAGAAAUGCAAAUUGGAAAGCAAAACAUGACACUAGAGAAUUUGCCUGGGAAAAACAUCUGGAAAAGUGCACCAUCUUUAUAAUAAAUUGUCGGAACAAUAAUGGGAUAAGUGGGAGAAUUUAGUAUGACUAUCCUAGUAUAUAUUAAUUUCUGCCAGUCUGCUGCCCACACUCCAGUCGGUGGCGGUAAUGCACCUUUAAGUUGGUUUGCCAACCGCCAUUAAAACUAAAAGAAGAAGAAGAACUUCAAAUUCUGGAAGGCGGGGCUUAAGAUGAUUGACGCGUCAGGUUCACCUCUCAGUGUUGAGUAAGGGUUUGGACUGAAGAGGGUUAAAGUCAGCCAGGGCGAGAUUUAAAUCCUGUUGGUCUGGGCGGAUAUCAUGAACUGUGAUUACAAGUGGAACCGAGCUCUUUGUCGAUAAUAUUUACGAUACGAGGCGUUUUAGCGUGAGGUUUUAUGUUUUGGUUUUAUCUUGAGGUGGUACAAACGGCAAAAGACGCAAAAGCUAAAGUUAAGGACGGACACAAGCUUUAGUUUUAUAUUUAAACGCUAACCUUAUUGUUCUGUGCUGUUCGACUUGUUAUUAUUUGCGGUCUUGAUUAACUCGACGUGGCCACAAACUCGGGUGUUUGUUUGUUUGUUUGUGUUGGAAAUUGAGCGGGACAGUCAGAAACUUUGUAAAUAAACGGAGCUUUCCAGUUUUCACUUCGUCUAGCGACUCAGCAUGUCUAAAGAAAACAACGACCCUGCUAACAGCAUUGAAUUCAUCAAAGAUCAGCUGUAUUUCGCUAUCCUUAACCAGAAGCUCAGGAGCACCCCUGAAAGACACUGUUUCUGCAUAGAUGAGGAAUUCUCCUAUGAGAACUUUUAUGCGGACUUUGGUCCCCUCAACCUGGCUAUGUUUUAUCGCUUCUGUUGCAAACUCAACAAGAAGCUGAAGUCUUUGGCACACGCCAGAAAGAAGAUCGUGUUCUAUACCUGUGGGGACAAAAAGAAACAAGCAAAUGCGGCCUAUUUAAUAGGAUCAUAUGCUGUGAUGCAUCUCCAGAAAACACCAGAGGAAGCUUACAGCCUACUCAUCUCCAGAAACGCCACUUAUCUUCCUUUCCGAGAUGCUUCAUUUGGAACUUGCAUGUACAAUCUGAAUAUCCUUGAUUGUUUACGUGCCGUGCACAAGGCUCUGCAGUUUGGCUGGCUGGAUUUCUCCAACUUCGAUGUGGAGGAAUAUGAGCAUUAUGAGAGAGCUGAAAAUGGAGAUUUCAACUGGAUUAUUCCAGGGAAGUUUUUGGCCUUUAGUGGUCCACAUCCGAAGAGCAAAAUUGAGAACGGUUAUCCCCUCCAUGCUCCUGAGGCCUACUUCCCAUACUUCAGGAAGUACAACGUCACCACUGUCAUACGCCUGAACAAAAAAAUGUAUGAUGCCAAACGGUUCACAGAUAUGGGUUUUGACCACCACGACCUGUUCUUUGUUGAUGGGAGCACACCUAAUGAUGCCAUAGUCACCAAGUUCAUGAACAUCUGUGAAAAUGCGGACGGUGCCAUAGCUGUUCACUGUAAAGCUGGCCUGGGUCGCACAGGAACGUUAAUAGGCUGCUACCUGAUGAAGCACUUCAGACUGACUGCAGCCGAGGCCAUCGCUUGGAUCAGAAUCUGCCGGCCUGGCUCAGUGAUUGGGCCGCAGCAGACCUUUAUUCAGGAUAAGCAGUCCAGUCUAUGGAUGGAGGGAGAUCUGUAUCGGCGGAAGCAAUGUGAACAGGAAAAUAGCAUAAACAAAGUAGCAGUCACAGGAAUAUUGUCAGGAGUAGACGACAUCUCGAUCAAUGGGACAAAUAAGAGAAGUGUGCCAAGAAAAACUGAAAUGUAUAGUGAUGGAGAAGAGGAGCACAAUGGCAUCACUCAAGGUGACGAACUGAGGGCACUGAAGAGCAAACGGCAGUCCAGAGCAUCAACAGGUUCUUUAUCGGUCAUUCUGCAGUCGAGUGCACAGAGCUGUAAAUCUGUAAAAUUUCAGAGUCCCUCGGAUAACGAGGAUGGUAGAAAACGAACCAGAACCUCACUAAGCUCCAACAGAGAGAGCAGCCUGUUAUUACAUUCCAGACUUGCACGGUCUUUAGGCAAUUUGCCUGUAAUGGCCAAUGAAAAGAAGUAUGAGUUUUGUGAAGUUAACUCAGUGGCUACAGAUAGAUUGAGCAAGAAAUCAAACAUGAAACGCAUAAUCCCAAUCAACAGUGAGCCUCUUGGUCCUUCUAUUCCUUCUUCAACUGAGUCAUUUGUUCACAGCCUGAGUAUCAACGUAAAGAACUGUGUCCAGAGGAAGGAAAAAGCUGCACUCUUUGCAAUCAUUGCGCUUUACAAGACUAUGGUAUUUCAUCUCUUUCAGUCUCUCUCCUAGAUCUUGGCUUUCUGCUACAUCUUCAGCCUUUAAUCUUUGCUUAUUUGGGCAAAAUGCAUGUCUUUCAAACUGAAACAUAAUAUUUCUCUCUCUUCACAGUCCUGCAGUCCCUAAAGCUAGAGCACCUCUACUAUGUUAAAUGGAUGUUUUUGGAAAAUGAGUGCAAGUAACUUCAUAAAACCUGGAUUUGUUUUUCUUUUAUUCUUCUUUUAUUUUAAAUUUUUUUUUAUAAAUAUAUAAACUAUUACUCCUGUAAAGUCUCAAAAGUCUACUUUGAUUUAAAAAAAAAAAAAAAACAGACUGUAUUGAAAAGCGUGAAUAAUUUUAUUAUUAAAAUAACUUUUUGUUUACAGAAAUGUCAAACAUUGGGGGGUUUGUAAUACUGUUAUGUGAAAAGAUUUUUCUUCUUUUAUAUUUUAAGAUUAGAAUCAUGAGUCAAAGUUCUUGUAGAAUGUAUUCUCGUCAUUAGUAGGGAUGAAAAGGUUACCAGUUUCACUAUAAACCACAAUAAAAUUCCCCAACGGUUAGUAUUACCAUGUCACAUUUAAUUAUCAUUUAAACCGUGCACGAUUAGUGUUAUUUUUGUAAAACUCGCUGUAAGAGCUGUCCACACACACCCAGCAUGAGUGACGCAGGCGCAGCAUGCAACGUUGAUUUUUGAGCGUGAAGAAACGUAACAGUUAAGGAUAACAUUUAUUGAUCCCACACUGGAGAAAUUCCCUCGUUACAGCCUCUGUUACACAAAAAACAGAUAGGAAAGUUAAAAAUAGGAAAUUAAAAACUGAACGCCUCGCAGCACCAAUCAACAGAAGUCAGAUUUCAUUUAUCACGUGACGAGAGUGAGGCAAGCUGACUAAGACGAAAGAUUUGAUUUAAUAUAAGCGAGUUUGUCAUUGUACUGUUUUGUUGUUGUUUUUCAUUAAGAAUAAUAAUGAACCCACCAAUCUAGCAAUUGUCGCCCCUGAAUUGCUGCUAAUACGAAAAUGAUAGUGAAAUGCACGCAGCUGCAGGGGCAUUCAUGAGCGAUUUAAGAGCAAAGGGGUGGGGGGACGGCAACAAAGCUCCAAAGCCCUCUUUCACAGCAGCUUUCUUCUGGCAAGCUCUGCGGACAGGGUUACCAUCUUCUAUUAAGUUUCCCUCAGCAUUUUUAUAAAAUCCAAAAUAUGAUCGUACUUCAGAUUUGGUCCUCUUGGAAGGUUGGAAAUUCUCCCGAGCGCUGUCGCUGCCUUCCGCUGUGUUCUCUAACUAAACUAAAUGAUCUUACUAUAAAAAAGCAAAACAGUGCCGCGGUGGGCAAGUGAUGUAAUCGGUGUGCAGCCGAACACCGACUAUCACGGCAAGCCUAGGGACAACCAUCCAUCACUUUUAUAAUUAAAUAUAAAACCUUUUAAAUGAUUUCAGUGUGUGUAUCAGUACAUUUUCAAUAUUUUCAGCACAUUUUAACAAUACCAUGAUAAUACUGAUAACCGUGAUAGUUUUGGUCACGAUAAUCGUGAUAUGAAAUUUUCAUACCAUUACAUCUCUAGUCAUUACUAUCCUUCCUUACUAAUGUGUCUGAAACUUGGUUAUCUCUGUGCCCUGCUAAAAUCUGAAGGCUAUAGUGAGACUUUUUCAUUUAACAAUUUUUGUUCCACAGUUGAAUGCUGUGUGUGUGUGUGUGUGUGUGUGUGUGUGUGUGUGUGUGUGUGUGUGUGUGUGUAUAUAUAAUAUGAAUAUUUGAUACAUCUGGAAGACCUGUUGUACAUUUAUACCUGUAAAUACUGUAAUAACUUUUGGUUAUUGAUGUCCAAAUAUACUUCCUUUGUCCUGAGUACAUUUAUAUCUCAUGUACUAUAAAGCUUGGUUUGUAAAGGA
Molecule: messenger RNA, 5333 nt
Organism: Ictalurus furcatus (blue catfish)
Lineage: Eukaryota; Metazoa; Chordata; Actinopteri; Siluriformes; Ictaluridae
Gene: cdc14b
Product: cell division cycle 14B
Exons: 15
Coding region: 1812-3479 (555 amino acids)
Biological process (GO): cilium assembly; protein dephosphorylation; regulation of exit from mitosis
Cellular component (GO): nucleolus; mitotic spindle; centrosome
Molecular function (GO): protein tyrosine/serine/threonine phosphatase activity; protein serine/threonine phosphatase activity
Source: RefSeq, a predicted model, not a curated record